AUGAGAAUUACUGCAACUUGCUAUGGUGGAUAUGGAGGAUAUGGAGGAUACGGUGGAUACGGAGGUUAUGGAGGAUGCGGUGGAUGGGGUGGAUACGGAGGAUGGGGUUACUCAUACCCUUCCUUCGGAAUAGGCUAUGCAGGAGGCUACUAUCUUGGUGCCCCUUGGGGAUGGGGACAACAGCAGCAACAGUGCAUAGGACCAUGUGUAAAUCUUCAGUGCCCAGCAGGAUACACAUGCAAUCAAAAUACUAAUCAGUGUUGCCGACAGAUAUUGAAUACUCAAAACGUACGUUGUGGAGUGCUCCCUCAGUGA
Molecule: messenger RNA, 315 nt
Organism: Cylicostephanus goldi
Lineage: Eukaryota; Metazoa; Nematoda; Chromadorea; Rhabditida; Strongylidae
Source: the annotation of a GenBank genome assembly